Messenger RNA from Glarea lozoyensis ATCC 20868, 4866 nucleotides. RefSeq names its product (Trans)glycosidase. Gene Ontology annotation, cellular component: extracellular region. Gene Ontology annotation, molecular function: chitin binding; chitinase activity. The record is from RefSeq and is a predicted model, not a curated record. The transcript is spliced from 13 exons. Gene Ontology annotation, biological process: carbohydrate metabolic process; chitin catabolic process. The coding region runs from base 1 to 4866 and encodes 1621 amino acids. Lineage: Eukaryota; Fungi; Ascomycota; Leotiomycetes; Helotiales; Helotiaceae.
AUGUCAGCGCUAGGAUUUGAAGAAAUCUUCACAAAAAUGAAGAUAACUCUGGGGCUGGUGGUUGCUUCCAUUCUUUGCCUUCUCACGCAUUGGCUCGAUCAAUCACAUGCUCAAUAUAUUCAAGACUACCAGGUGCUGAAUCCUGGCGGGGUGCCAACAGUAUACUGGCGGCGUACGACGAACAAUGCCCUCACUGAAGUCAUAGUACCUGCUUCUCCGAUCGCCAUUGAGUACAAUUGUCAUUACAUGCCAGCAACCUGUCAAAACGCACUGGUUUGGAUUAACCGUCCUAUAAAUCCUCCCCAGGGCACACUAGGUCGUUCGCGUAGAUUAGCUAUGUGGGCUGGUUCGCCCAAUGUCUUUGCAUACGACCUCAAGACCGCUGCCAAGGAGCAUAGGGGGGAUAGAAUGUGCAGUAGUAGAUGGAAAGACACACAUUCCUGUCCAGAGAUGAGCGUAGCUAUUCCACCUCUCCUGUCUGUCGUCAUCCAACCACCAAUUAUGCCGGACAACUGGAUGCCAAAUACGAGGGAAACCCUGGAUCCUAUUCAAGUGAACGAGAUCGCAGCACAAACGAAGCCCGAUCCUAAUUUCCCCACUGAUCCGUCUAAAAAUAUCACUGUCCGGAGAAGUGGCCGUUAUUACACUUGCGAGGAGUUCCCCCCUAGAAGUUGGGUUGAAGGUGGUGUAGGCACACCAGGCCAGAAUGUGUCUCCUGAACUCGACGGAUUUAGAGGCGAAACAAUCUGCGCUCCUAUGAUGAUGAAUUUGCAAUGCAAUGGUGGUGCUGACGACGAAGGGGUCUGGUCUGAACAAAAUUGGCAGGGAGGACUUCAUACUCAACUUCAGCUGUGGAUCAAGAGAGCCGCUAGGGCUCGCCUUGGUGUUGAUCCUGACCCGGAAAUUCAUGUUGUUGUUUUCAACUUGCUUCUCGUCAAUAACGGGCCAAAUGGGGUUCCCGGCUCAGUACGUUACCAUGCACCAGUACCAGAAUCAUGGGACGUCGGAUUGGACCGUCCACUUCCUGAUAAAAGGGACGAUGGACCUCCCAUAGGCAAGAUCAGGCCCUCCGGAGUCGAGAUGUUGAAGUACUUUGGCAGCUUGAGAUCUGAAGAUUAUCUAGAAUCCGUCAAUAUUCCACUUUACAAGAAUCAGACCAUAUCAGAUUUAGCAGAUGAUGACACUAACCAUACGCCACUAGAAGACGAACCUAGCUCUUUGAGUUCAUCAGGUUUCAACAUGGUAGCGAAUUCGACUUCGGACUCCGAUAGUAGCUCGACAACUUCAGACCUGCCGACAGCUACUUUGGACUACACUCUCGCUGACGCAGUCAACUCUACUGCCCAAGGGGUAACAGUCACUCAGCAACAGCCAGGACUUGGCCAUCCUGACAUCCUCCAAUUGGGAACAGAGUAUAUUCUCGGGCAACUUGGGACUGUUUCCAAUGAUACUGCGUCGAACUCUUCUCUUUCGCUACUAGGCAGAAAUACAACUACGACGGCUCAACCGCUUCCGAGGUAUUUGAACAAAGACCAACUGAGAGAACGAACACAGAUGACUCCAUUUUCCUCUCUGAAUAAAAGGGUAGAUGGUCCAAUUCAGUGUUCAGCAACGCAGGAGUGUUUAGACGGCAGCUGCUGUAGCGCCGAUGGAAAAUGCGGUUUCAAAGAAGUACAUUGCGGUACGGGCUGCCAAUCGCACUGCGAGGCCAAAGCUAUGUGCGGCAUUGACUCGGCCGAUGGUAAGACAUCGUGCGGGCUCAAGCUGUGUUGCUCUUAUUAUGGAUGGUGUGGGACGGAGAGCGUCCAUUGCUUGGACCCAGAACCACUGGUCGGAAAGCAAGGGUUUGGGGGUUGCAAAAUCAUACCACCCCCUAGCUGUGAUAAGAGAUCUGGCUCAUCUCGCGGCAGGCGUAUAGCUUACUGGCAAGGCUGGAAUGUUCGUGAGAGGACUUGCGAUACUGUCACUCCAAAUCAGAUCAACACCCGUGGCCUUACUCAUCUGUUCUAUGCGUUUAUUAGUUUCGAUCCCGCCACUUUCCAAAUCGCCCCAAGAAAUACAUUGGAUAUUCCUGUGUACGGCCAGUUCACUGCCUUAAAACGCAAUGGAUUGCAAACAUGGGUAGCAGUUGGAGGUUGGAGCUUCAACGAUCCAGGUACACCCACCGAAUUCGCAUACAGCAACAUGGUAUCGACUGCUGCGAAUAGGGCAGCAUUCAUCAAGUCUCUUAUUGCCUUUAUGGAACUCUACGGAUUUCAAGGAGCUGAUCUUGACUGGGAAUAUCCUGCUGAACCCAAGAGAGGUGGAAGGAGUGCUGACACUGAUAACCUUACACUGUUGAUGAAAGAAGCUCAUGCGGCAUUUGCGGGCAGGUUCGGGUUAAGUUUGACCAUCGCUCCGGACUAUUGGUAUCUUCGAGGUUUCAAGCCGGUGGAAAUAGAGCCAUAUGUCGACUUUAUGGGAUUCAUGGCUUAUGACUUACACGGACCUUGGGAUAGCGAUGUGAAGACACUUGGUCCUAAAGUCCGCCCACAAACGGACAUUACAGAGAUUGAGAGAGAUUUGUUACCAUUGUGGUUCGACGGCGUUGAUCCGAGGAAAGUAGUCAUGGGUAUUGCUUACUAUGGGCGAACCUAUAAGCUCACCGACUCGUCUUGUGGGUCUAUGGGAUGUCCCUUCUCGGGAACAGGAGCUCCAGGUCGCUGUACCAAAACCCCAGGAGUUCUGUCCAACAGAGAGAUUCGACAGAUGAUCCAGGAGAAUGGUUACAAACCGUAUACGAACACCACGGCCAUGGUGAAGUACUUCACCUACGGUGGCGACAAUUGGGUCGGUUACGAUGACGAGGAUACCUACGCGAUGAAAGAGCUUUAUGCCGACAGUCGAUGUUUAGGUGGUAUAAUGAUCUGGUCUAUCGACUUUGACGCUACUGUGGGAGGUGGGGGAGGACUCAAUAACUGCACAUCGCCUGAAAGUGCUACAGUCAUCCCAAUGGCUCAUACAACUGUCGCGCCUAAAGCCACUUUCACUGUGACCAACCCAAUCGCGACUGAUAUCAACCAGCUGCCACCCGGUACUAAGCAGAACGUAGGGCAAUGUCCAAGUCAGAACUGCUUGUCAUGCAGUUUCUUUCGCCUCAUCACUUCAACGUGUUGUGGCUUUGGAGGGAGCACGGGUAACCCUAUUGUCAUUCCUGCGAAUGUUCCUGUCCCAAUGGACAUUCCCCUACCUGCUGGCUUCGUGCCCAACCAGCCGUUUGUCAGUCCAGAUGGUAAGACGCACCCAGCUGGCGUACCACUGCCCACAGAAACUAUAUUACCUGGAGGAACUAUUUUCACUGCUCCGUUUGUUAUUCCGCCUGGCCAACCUCUAAGAAACGGAGAAAGUGACGACAAAAAUGGCAAUGGUACUCUCGUAUGGGUUGAUCCCUCGAUAUGGAAGUCGCCAAAUCCCGAAGUUCAGUGCUUCUGGCCGUGUGUCUUAGUAUUACCUCCUUGGCCAAAAACAACGACGAUUGAUUAUCCUCUUGUCACCGUAACAUCCGGUACCUGGAAAUCAACAAUUACUCACAAACCAUUAACAGUCAGUUCUUGGUACAUAUCAACUAUCGUUGUAAGCUCCAAAUCUUCUAAUGACGGCACCAAAAAGAGAACAUCCGUCGUCAUACCUGUAAUGACCAAAACCUGGCCUCCUAUCAUAUACACAGAUCCUAGCGGUGCCAAGCAUACGACUCGGCCUCCCGGACCAAUGCCUCCUCCUCCGCCAGCGGUGACCGGUCCCAUACCCCCAAUAUUGAUCGUAAACGGUACACCAAAGCCUACAACUCGUCCUUGGCCGGACCCAUGUUGUCCUCCUGGGCUCCCUGAAGAGCCCAACGAAGAAGAAGAAGAUCCAGAAGAUCCAAAUCCAGUCUGCAUCUUGCGACCCGACGAUCCAGAAACCGAAGAUCCAGACCCUGGAAAUCCAGCCCCAACACCUACAGCCCCAAACGAACCCGACCCGGCUCCUACUCCUACGACAAGCAUUGCACCUUUACCUCCAGCACCCACAGCGCAAAAUCCUAAUUUCAGCAAAGAUUUUGUCUCUUGUUAUGAUGCUGGACAGUCUGUAACCUCAGAAAGGUUAAGCGGUGUAGUUAGCAGUUUCUGUAAGGUGAACUUUUUCGAGGGAUACACUUUAGAGUAUACAAACAGCAUCAUGUCUUCGAGCUUCUCUUCCGGCUGGAAGGAGCCGAAUGGCGCUGGUGUGACUACUCUGGUUUCUCUUGAAAUCAAACCUGGGUGCCAGUGGCAGAUAACAGAAGACAGUUGCAACAGUGAAUUCAAGAAAAUUGUUGAUGGCUGCAAUAAAAGUGCAACUAAAGCAAGUCAGGGUGGAAUUAUGGAAAAUGAUUGUGUCAAGUAUCGCCUCGAUCCAGAUGCUAAUGCACCCCCUCCCCCACCAGCUCCCCCGCCUACAGACCCCCCAGCUCCACCUCCUAAACCUACGGGAGCGGUAUGCCUCUCUGUCGGAGCUUUUGACUUUCAGGACGGGAGUAAUUCAGCUUUUGAGGCCCUGUUAGAUAAAAGGGAUCUAUGCGGCGACAAAGGCCAAACUCUCGAUGCUGUAGACCCUUGCGUGGCAGCCCGUAACAGGGAGAAAAUCAAAAUGUGCGGCAAAGAAGUUUUUUUUCAGACGGUUGAUGGGGAGAAUUUUGAUAAGUUCGACUGUCGUAUGGCGCUCAACGUGGACGGCUCGGUGUAUGAUGCGACUUUACUUGAUCCGUACGCUAGUGAUAAUCCUUGUGGGAUUACGUGUACUAAGGGCGUAUAUUUUGGGUCGUAUACUGGACAUUUGCACUUUCCGAAUGUGCCGUUGUGCGAUUAG